This is a messenger RNA of Priapulus caudatus, 1506 nucleotides long. Its product is annotated as translation initiation factor IF-2-like. NCBI's taxonomy places the organism in Eukaryota, Metazoa, Priapulida, Priapulimorpha, Priapulimorphida, Priapulidae. The transcript has a single exon. The coding region runs from base 1 to 1506 and encodes 501 amino acids. The record is from RefSeq and is a predicted model, not a curated record.
AUGGCAUGGGCGAGUAAGGUGCUUGCCGAGGGAGGUGGCCCGGCGGGAGAGGAGGAGGCGGUCGCCGUACCGCGGCGCGGAGGGCUGGCGGCCCUCCUCGCCCCCGCCGUAUACUCAGCUAUCAACGGGACCGCCGUCCCCAUUCCGGGAGAGACGGCCGGCGAGGAGGCCGUCGAAAAGAUGGCGGCCAGCACCCCGGAGGGUGCCGCCUGCCCCUCGCCGCCCGCCGACGACCACCACGGGAUGCCGCCGUCGUCGCCGCCGCAGCCCGCCGGUGAGGGGGAGAUGACGGCAACCUCGGCGGCCCCAGCGAAGGCAGAAGAAGGGCGCCAGGAGCAGCGUCGGGAGCGCCGCCGAAGACAGGCGGCGCAGGAUGCCGCCGCAGCAAGCGCCGCCGAAGAGGCCCGCCUGACGGAAGGGAGGCGGAGGAAGGCGUUGAAGGCGCGCUACCGCCGGGAGAGGGCCCGAGCGAGGGUGACGACCCGAGAGGCGGCGGCCGCAGCGCUGCCCUCAUCAACGCCGCCGGAUCCGUCACCCGCUCGUGCGCUCCCGGCCGCCGUGAGCGCGCCGCCGGCGAGAGCCUCCGCUUCCGCAAUUCCGCCCGCUGUCAGGACAUCGGCGGCGGGGCACGCCGAUACCGCUGCCACCCGAUGGGGGCCCGGCGGACGCCCGGGGCGGCACCUUUUUGAGGGUGCCGCACUCCAGGCGGGGGCCGGACCCCACGGGUCGGGGCCGCGGCCUGGAUCGCCGUCGCUAUGGGGGCCGCCGGUCGGAUCGUCGUCGGGGCCGCCGGUCGGAUCGUCGUCGGGGCCGCCGGUCGAUCUCCGCCUCCCUCGCCGCCGCUCCGUGCCUGCGUCGGGGGAGCACAGUCCGUCUCACAACGACGGAGCACGGCCGGACCGCCGCGCGCUCGAUGGGACGGCGAUGGUCGGCCGUCGCCUGAGGCACGGUCGUCGUCCGGGUGGAGGCCGGCGCGUCGGCGGGGCCGCGCAGAUACCCGACGGAAGUCACCCGAAACGACGGGUUAUCUCCGUCGGGCACUCGCGCCCAUUGCUCCCGCCGGUAGUCGCUCCGCUUGUUAUGGGGCCGCUCCCGGAGGUGCCGCGCCAGCCGAUGCUCGACCCCCGCCGGACACCGGAAGUCGCACCCGCCGAUAGGGCACAGCACUACCGGCCCACGACGCGUAUGCAGCUCCGCGUCAUGGGCACGUGCGUGCAGCGUGGGGCGGUCGCAGGCCAGGCACCAAGCCCAGCGAUGACGAUCCGACCGGCGGCCCCCAUAGCGACGGCGAUCCGAGGCGGCGGCCCCGACGACGAUCCGACCGGCGGCCCCCAUAGCGACGGCGAUCCAGGCGGCGGCCCCGACGACGAUCCGACCGGCGGCCCCCAUAGCGACGGCGAUCCAGGCGACGGCCCCGACGACGAUCCGACCGGCGGCUCCCCCGAGAGCCCUCGCAGCAGCAGCGACGGCGGNUCUUCUCUAGGGGAUGACUUAAUCAUCCCCUAG